This is a messenger RNA of Suricata suricatta (meerkat), 5091 nucleotides long. RefSeq names its product tetratricopeptide repeat domain 21B (gene TTC21B). The transcript has 29 exons. Gene Ontology annotation, molecular function: protein binding. Gene Ontology annotation, biological process: intraciliary retrograde transport; protein localization to cilium. Gene Ontology annotation, cellular component: intraciliary transport particle A. NCBI's taxonomy places the organism in Eukaryota, Metazoa, Chordata, Mammalia, Carnivora, Herpestidae. The record is from RefSeq and is a predicted model, not a curated record. Bases 91 to 4041 code for a protein of 1316 amino acids.
GCCUGGGCUGCGGAACUCUGAGCCCCGGGCUCCUCCGCUGGGCUGCGGCGGGCGCGUCCUGGAGACUCGCGGCCCCUCCGGCUGAGAGCCAUGGAUUCGCAGGGGCUGAAGACUUUGAUUAAUUACUAUUGCCAGGAGAAGUAUUUCCAUCAUGUGUUACUUAUUGCCAGGGAAGGAAUGAAGAGGUAUGGCAAUGACCCGGUCUUCAGGUUCUAUCAUGCCUAUGGUACAUUAAUGGAAGGUAGAACUCAAGAAGCUCUUCGAGAAUUUGAGGCUACUAAAAAUAAACAAGAUGUAUCACUUUGUUCUUUAAUUGCCCUGAUAUAUGCCCACAAAAUUAGUCCAAAUCCAGAUAAAGAAGCCAUUCUGGAAUCAGAUGCCAAAGUGAAGGAGCAGCGUAAAGGAGCAGGGCCGAAAGCUUUGUACCACGCAGGCUUAUUUUUAUGGCAUAUUGGUCGUCAUGAUAAGGCGAGAGAAUAUAUUGACAGAAUGAUCAAAAUGUCAAAUGGCAGUAAAGAGGGACAGGUUUUGAAAGCAUGGCUUGAUAUCACAAGAGGAAAAGAACCUUAUACUAAAAAAGCACUAAGAUCUUUUGAAGAGGGAUUACAAGAUGGAAAUGAUAUUUUUGCCCUGAUGGGUAAGGCACAAUGCCUUGAGAUGCGCCAGAAUUAUUCAGGUGCUCUGGACACUGUGAACCAGAUAAUAGUGAACUUUCCGAGUUUCCUUCCUGCUUUUAUAAAGAAAAUGAAACUACAACUUGCCUUACAGGAUUGGGACCAGACUAUUGAAACAGCACAGAGGUUAAUGCUUCAAGAUAAUCAAAAUGUGGAAGCGCUCAGAAUCCUGGCUCUGUACUAUUUGUGUAGGGUAGGGGACAUAGAGAAGGCUGCUGCCACGCUGGAAAACUUAGAAAACGCACUGGAUGCCACAGAGCCACAAAAUGCUCGACUUUUUUAUAAGAUCACAGUGGCCUUCAGCAGAACUUGUGGACGAAGUCAACUCAUUCUUCAAAAAAUUCAGAUAUUACUAGAAAAAGCUUUUGGUUUAACACCUAAGCAAUCAGAAUUUGCUACAGAACUUGGAUACCAAAUGAUUUUACAAGGAAAAGUGAAAGAGGCAUUGAAUUGGUAUAAUACUGCCAUGAAGCUAGAUGAAACUAGUGUCCCUGCACUAAUUGGAGUUAUUCGAUGUCAGUUACUAGAAGGGCAGUUACAGGAUGCAGAUCAACAGCUCGAAUUCCUUAGUGAAAUUCAGCAGUCUAUUGGAAAAUCUGCGGAAUUAGCUUAUUUACAUGCAGUUCUUGCUAUGAAGAAAAAUAAGCGACAAGAAGAAGUUGUUAAUAUGUUAAAUGAUGUUCUGGACAUUCAUUUUUCACAUUUAGAAGAUUUACCACUUGGCAUACAAUAUUUUGAGAACUUAAAUCCUGAUUUCUUACUAGAAAUUAUUACAGAAUAUCUGAAUUUCUGCCCAAUGCAGCCUGCAAGUCCUGGUCAGCCUCUUUCUCCACUCCUCAGACGUUGCGCCUCAGUCCUGGAGACCAUAGUCCGAACUGUGCCAGGUCUACUGCAAGCCGUCUUCCUAAUAGCAAAAGUGAAAUAUUUAUCAGGUGACACUGAAGCAGCUCAUAAUAACCUGCAGCAUUGCCUGGAGCACAGUCCUUCUUAUGCAGACGCGCAUCUCCUGAUGGCUCAGGUCUAUUUGUCUCAGGAAAAAUUCAAAUUGUGUUCUCAGGCACUUGAACUUUGUCUGAGCUAUAAUUUUAAGGUGAGAGAAUACCCUUUAUAUCAUUUGAUAAAGGCUCAGUCACAAAAGAAAAUGGGAGAAAUAGCAGAAGCAAUUAAAACUCUGCACAUGGCAAUGAGUUUACCAGGAAUGAGGAGAACCGGAGCUUCCUCAAAAUCAAAACACGGAAAAACUGAAGUUGAUGCAAACCAUCGUCUAUCAAUCUUUCUUGAGUUGGUAGAAGUUCAUCGCUUAAAUGGAGAACAGCAUGAGGCAGUGAAAGUUUUACAAGAUGCCAUCCAUGAAUUUUCUGGGACAUCUGAAGAAUUGCGUGUUACUAUCGCUAACGCAGACCUGGCUCUGGCCCAAGGAGAUGUUGAGCGAGCUUUAAGCAUGCUUCGGAAUGUCACUGCUGAACAGCCUUAUUUCAUUGAGGCCAAAGAAAAAAUGGCAGAUAUUUAUCUGAAGCACAGAAAAGAGAAAAUGUUAUAUAUUACCUGUUAUAGAGAAAUUGCUGAGAGAAUGCCCAGCCCUCGUUCUUUUCUUCUCCUUGGUGAUGCAUACAUGAAUAUACAGGAGCCAGAAGAAGCCAUAGUAGCUUAUGAGCAAGCAUUAAAUCAGAAUCCCAAAGAUGGAACGCUGGCAAGCAAAAUUGGGAAAGCGCUUGUCAAAACUCACAACUAUUCAAAGGCAAUCACUUACUAUGAAGCCGCUCUGAAAAGUGGACAACAAAAUCACCUUUGCUACGACCUGGCUGAGCUUUUACUGAAGCUGAAGUGGUAUGACAAGGCGGAGAAAGCCCUUCAGCAUGCUCUAGCUCAUGAGCCUGUAAAUGAACUGUCAGCUCUCAUGGAGGAUGGACGUUCUCACGUUCUCCUAGCAAAAAUUUAUAGUAAAAUGGAAAGACCUGAUGAUGCUAUCACUUCAUUACAACAGGCUCGAGAACUACAAGCUCGGAUUCUAAAACGUGUUCCGAUGGAACAGCCAGACGCAGCCUCUGCCCAGAAGCAGUUAGCAGCUGAGAUUUGUGCCGGGAUCGCCAAACAUUCUGUUGCUCAGCGAGACUAUGAAAGAGCAAUUAAGUUUUAUAGAGAGGCUCUUGUUCAUUGUGAAACAGAUAAUAAGAUCAUGUUGGAGCUGGCUCGCCUCUACCUGGCGCAGGAUGACACUGACGCAUGCCUGCGGCACUGCGCCCUGCUUCUCCAGAGCGACCAGGACAACGAAGCUGCCACCAUGAUGAUGGCAGAUCUCAUGUUCAGGAAACAGGACUAUGAACAAGCAGUGUUUCAUUUACAGCAGCUUUUAGAACGCAAACCAGAUAAUUACAUGACAUUAUCUCGUUUAAUUGAUUUCCUGAGAAGAUGUGGAAAACUUGAGGAAGUUCCAAGAUUUUUCUUAAUGGCUGAAAAACGUAACUCCAGAGCAAAGUUGGAGCCAGGAUUUCAAUACUGUAAAGGACUAUAUCUUUGGUAUACUGGAGAACCAAAUGAUGCCCUUCGACAUUUUAAUAAAGCUCGGAAAGACAGUGACUGGGGCCAAAAUGCCCUUUAUAAUAUGAUAGAAAUCUGUCUGAAUCCAGAUAAUGAAACUAUUGGAGGUGAAGUAUUUGAAAAUCUGGAUGGAGACCUAGGGAAUUCAACUGAGAAGCAAGAGUCUGUGCAAUUAGCAGUAAGAACAGCAGAAAAACUCCUUAAAGAACUGAAACCUCAGACCAUUCAGGGUCACAUACAGCUUCGCAUCAUGGAAAACUAUUGCCUAGUCGCCACCAAACAGAAGUCUAAUGUUGAACAAGCAUUGAAUACCUUCACCGAAAUAGCAACAGCUGAGAGGGAUCAUAUUCCAGCACUUUUGGGAAUGGCAACAGCUUAUAUGAUCUUGAAACAGACUCCAAGAGCCAGAAACCAGCUGAAGCGGAUUGCGAAAAUGAACUGGAAUCCGAUUGAUGCUGAGGACUUUGAGAAGAGUUGGCUGCUGCUUGCCGACAUUUAUAUUCAAUCAGCAAAAUACGACAUGGCAGAAGAACUACUGAAACGGUGCUUGCGUCAUAAUAGGUCUUGCUGCAAAGCUUAUGAAUAUAUGGGAUACAUUAUGGAAAAAGAGCAAGCAUAUUCAGACGCGGCCUUAAACUAUGAGAUGGCGUGGAAACAUGGCAGUCAGACAAAUCCAGCAGUCGGAUACAAAUUGGCAUUCAAUUACUUAAAAGCAAAAAGAUGUGUGGAUGCAAUUGACGUAUGUCACCAGGUUCUUGAAGGACAUCCAUCCUAUCCCAAGAUCAGAAAGGAUAUACUUGAUAAGGCCCGCACGUCUUUGAGACCUUGAAAACUGUUAUAAUUUAGUUUGUUGAUACAGCAGGAAAGCAAAGGAAUCAGUUCUUCUAGUUCAAAAUAGGCUUGAGCCAAAACGCUGUAACAGAAGCAUCCUUUUCUUUCCCCAGCAGAGGCUGCUAUUGUAUAUGAAGAGAAAUACUGUGUACUAGGCGGUCUCUCAUGGAGCAGGUGACUUAGAGCUGGGUUAUUUGAUUGACUGUCUUGAUUGGUAACAGAUUUAGUGUCUCUGUGGUAAAGAUUAUAACCCAUUUCUAUAAAGAACAUUUUAUUAAAUACUAGGUAAUUAGGUAUCCUAUACCAUUUCUUCAGAGCAUUAGUUGUUUAUUUCAGGAAAUAUAUUUACAACGCUGUUGUUCUUUGUUAACACUCUCUGUCGUUUCAAAGGUUGGAGAAAAUUUUCUUGUAAAUAACAUAUGAAAACGAAAAAGUCUAUUUUAAUAAAGACUUUAUAAGUGUAUGAUUUGUAUUUCUCUUGGAACUCGAGACACAUGGUAAGUUUUGAAAAUCAGGGUAAGCUCCCUGUACAAUUCGCAGUGUAUAAUGAGUAAUAGUACAGGAUAUGUGACUUGCCUAGAAAAAUCUUUUUGGAAAAAUACAAAGAAUGUGAGUUUCCCUUCAUCGAACUCAUUCUUUCUGCUUUCGAUGUCAGUGUGAUCUUAAGAAAUCAUCUGUACCUAAAAUCAGUUACAUAGGUAAACUCGGAUAGCAAGAAUUAACCUUAAGCCCAAGGGCUCAGUCUUUGGGAAUGACUUCAGACACUGUAACAUCUGGCAGAGAAGGGUGUUGACCAAUAUUUCUGGUCAGCAGGGACUCACUGAGCACAUCCUGUGAAAGCGGCUGCUUACCUUACCACACCUAAAACCCUCUGGCCAACCAGUUCUCAGUCUUUUACGUUAAGUCUAACCUAAUCUUAAUGAACUCAGUUUUUAGCAUUAUUUUUGAUUUGUUGUCUAUAUCUUUCUCAGUUGUCUUUAAAAAUAUCCUAGAGUCUUCUAUUUCAUUUGCAUGUUCAAUAAAUACAGAGUAUUUUUUAGUCACUUGA